This is a messenger RNA of Zophobas morio, 2938 nucleotides long. RefSeq names its product GRAM domain-containing protein 2B-like. The record is from RefSeq and is a predicted model, not a curated record. The transcript has 8 exons. Gene Ontology annotation, molecular function: sterol transfer activity; sterol binding. Bases 823 to 2154 code for a protein of 443 amino acids. Gene Ontology annotation, biological process: intracellular sterol transport. Gene Ontology annotation, cellular component: plasma membrane; endoplasmic reticulum-plasma membrane contact site; endoplasmic reticulum membrane. NCBI's taxonomy places the organism in Eukaryota, Metazoa, Arthropoda, Insecta, Coleoptera, Tenebrionidae.
CAACAAAAAUUGGGCCCCACACUAAUCAAAUAACCGCUCUCUCGACCCAAUAUCGUCGUUUCGAAUUUGCCGUCCAGUUCACACGACACCGCCGUUACAUCAGAGCUUAUGUAACAAAACAUGCAAUUAGAGUUAAUUUAUUCGCGCUCUUUUUCUUGUGGUCUCACCUUUCCUGUCCGCAGAAGGGGAGACUUUGCAGCACGAGUCACUCCUGAACUCGUUGCCAUGAGAAACCCACUAGACAGUGCCGUAUCGACGUAAUAUUACAGUCUACCCUCCAUGUGGCGUAAUCGAUAAGCGGAGACGCGUGAUGAAUAGGGAAAUUCACAAAAUCACCAUCUUUGAGGAUUUUUAUUCCAAUGGAUUAGCAGAGAGUUCGCACGUUUGACUCUGGUGUCCACUAAUUAAAUGACUGUUUUUAAUUAAAUUAGGGCAAUUAGGGCCAAAUUGAGUGUUACAAAGUUGAUUAGAAUAUUCCAUGCGUCAUGACACCCAGCUGGGUAAUCGAGUUUACCAUCACCGUCGCAGUAAAACUCGUGCGAUUCCGCGUAUCCUCCGCGGCUUUUCCCUCUUAUUCCGGCUCUGUCCGGCAAAUCCGCCUAGCGACGUGUACCGUUCAGUCGUCCUGGAGUCGGUCAUUCACGAGCACGUCGUUCGAGCUGGGUCUUCGCGAUCGCCUGCCAUGUGUCAGCGGUGCCCGACCUGCCCUCCAGCCGCCCACGCCGCCGCCGCCGGCCCGCCCCCCGCGCUCGUGCCCGCCGCCAUGUCGUAGUGCCGUUUUUCGAAAAUUUCCAGCAUGGCCCUGUAGUGAACGUUGUUGUGAUGUUGUGCUUCGUGCAAGGGUUCGAGGAACGCGAAGAACCGGCGAAGGAGCGCAAAUUGCACGUUGUCAAAGGCCGAUUCCUCAAAAAGUCGCGGUCCUCUGGGAAUUUCGGGAGCGCGGGGGCCCGUUCGGCUCCCGGUACGCCGCAAGCAACCCUCGGUACCACUCCUGGGGGCUUCACCGAGCUCCCCGUGUCUCAGCCGUGCAGUCCAGGAUGCACGUCCCCCUCGAUCCAGCGCAGUCCAAGUCAUUCCCUCUUCACCAAAUGCGAUAAGGCUUCUUUGAAACACUUGUCCACGUCUACCCCCGCGAUGACGGCACAAGCUCAACUCACCGAACCGCCGAGUCCCAAGACGGCGAAAGAGACCAAAGUGCCUACGACGUCGAAAGCGCGCCAGAAGAAGUUCAACAGGCACUUUCCGGCAGUGGACGAAGACGAAAAAGUGCUUAAUCAUUAUUCCUGUGCUCUCAUCGGUGAUAUCCUGCUGCAAGGGCAUCUGUACAUUACCAAGAACUACUUCGCGUUCUACUCCAAUGUGUUCGGCUACGUAACAAAGCUUCUCAUUCCUAUGUUGUCCGUGGAGAAAAUAACGAAAGAAAAAACCGCUAGAAUUAUUCCAAACGCCGUCGGAAUAGAAACGAGCGAGGAUAAGCACGUUUUCGGCAGUUUAAUGUCGCGCGAUAACACUUACCGUUACAUGGUCAAGGUGUGGGAGGUGGCGCAAAACGCCUCACUUUUGGUCGUCGAGCCGGAUAUUGUGCGAAAAUACCAAAUUUGUUGGUUUCAGGAGCCCGUUCCUGGAUCCGACAGCGAUAGUUCGGAGACCCGAGAAGGCGAAAGUGGGAGGGAAUCACCAGUUCCCAAUAACCGGCUGCCGCACAUCCUACCAAAUGUGGACGGCGUUCUUAAAGAAGUUUCAGGCCCUAAGCUGGAGGCAGAGCACUCCGUGGAGGUGGUCUACGUCUUGAAGCAGAGCAUUUCCAAGUUUAGAAGCCUACCAAGACAGAGCCUAAUCUUGUUCGCCACAACGCUGCUUCUAAUCCUCCUCUUUCUCUCAGCAGCGGUGCUGCUAUAUCGAAUUAGUAUAAUCCAAACCAAAUAUUCCUACAACUUACAAGAAACCAUGGUCGCUGCUGGCGGCGAAGAAAUUUACAGCAACCUGCUCCAGUAUCAAACUCACUUACAUUCGAAAUCGGCCGGAGCCGUGCACGAUUUUUUAGACACGAAUUUAGAUCAAAUUGCAAAGGUGAGGCAGUCCUUGGAAGCGCUGUCGACUUUGUUGUUGCCCGACAACAAGCAGCAAGAAGCGAAUUCCAGGGACACUAGUUAGCCGCCCAAGUAUCAAAAACGUUAACUUAUUCUAGAAAGAAUGUGAUCAGUAUUCAGUCUUUAUUAGAUUUAGGAUUUCCACUUAAGAUGUUGCCCACCAUCCCAGUAUCGACUAGGAGAAAAAGGCCUGUUUGGGCGCGAGUCGCGUCACGUAGGUCCUAAUACAGGCGAGACCUGUAGAGUACGCUAUUUGCCAAAAUAAUUGCCAUAUUAUUACCGUUGUAUAGUCAGCACACUGUAACAUGAAGCUCAAUACACAAUGGCAGGGUUUCUCGUGUACAGCGGAUCGCAAAAGGAGACUGGACAUGUUUCUGUUCACUUAUCACGCCAUCUAGUACAAAUUCUUUUAGUUGAAUUCCACUCGACCAUAGAACUGUCAGCGCCUUGACACUAUCAGGUAUUAGCAAUAAAAUGCAUUUUUACGCGUGGGAACUAACGCUGUGAAUUGGUACUGAAGGUUUUAGGUAAUUGAAAUUGGGAUUGUGUUUUGUAAUUCUAGAAUUCAUAAUCCUUUAGGCGAAAAUUGUUGAUAUGGAAAAUAUUUAAUCUUUUAUUUAUGUGUACAGUUUUCAUAUGUAGGUCUUAAUAGGAAAAUGUACAUUUUCUGUUUUUAAUUUCACGUACCUAUUCUGAUGAUUAUAUGUUAGGUGUUAAUUUAUUGCGGUUAGUGUUAAUUGUUUUGUGAAUACCUUGUUUUUUUUUGUAAAAUGUUAACAUAUAGACGAAACCUGUGAUAUCUUAUUUGUUUUUGCUUUUAUCAAUAAAUAGUGUUACAAUUUGGAUAA